Messenger RNA from Astyanax mexicanus (Mexican tetra), 1674 nucleotides. RefSeq names its product prolactin 2 (gene prl2). Gene Ontology annotation, molecular function: hormone activity. Gene Ontology annotation, biological process: positive regulation of receptor signaling pathway via JAK-STAT; response to nutrient levels. The transcript has 5 exons. The record is from RefSeq and is a predicted model, not a curated record. NCBI's taxonomy places the organism in Eukaryota, Metazoa, Chordata, Actinopteri, Characiformes, Acestrorhamphidae. Gene Ontology annotation, cellular component: extracellular region. The coding region runs from base 1 to 822 and encodes 273 amino acids.
AUGCAGGAUAUCUUCCGUGGCAGAGUUCAGCGAGUUGCUGAAAUGAUGAUGUCCUCCAGCGUGAGGCUGAAGGGUGUGGAGAAGAAAAAAAAGACGAGGGACUCACUGCUCUCUUUUCUCUUCCCAUCUGUCUUCGUCCUGUCUGUCGCUUAUCUUCGCUCUGUAGCCAUGCUCUUCGUGGCGCUGCUGUGCCUGGACCUGCACGCCCGGGUGGGUUCUGCGCCCAUCUGUCCUCACGGGCACACCGGCUGCCACAUCCUAUCUCUAGCUGAUCUCUUCGACAGGGUCAUCCAGCACUCAGCCAGAAUGCACGGGCUCUCCAGCGAUCUGCACUCUGAGUUUGAACAGUACUUCCUUCCCAGCAAAAACCACAUCAGCAGAGUGUAUCGCAAGUGCCACACAUCCAACAUACUGACUCCUAAUGGCAAGGAGAAUGCACAGAAACUGGCUCGUGAAGAGUUGACAGAGGUAAUCAUGAAGCUGCUAAUGGCCUGGAGGGACCCCCUGUCCCAACUGCACCAGAGCAUGGCCCAUCAGCAGGACUUCAACAGCUUCAGCAGCAAUAAAGCUCUAGAGAUGAGUGACAUGGUGCAUGAGCUCAGGAAAGGAGUGGAGAAAGUUACAGAAAAGAUGCAGCUUCUGGGGAUGAUCAGUAACUCAGUGAGUGGCCUCUUGUCUCCUGAAGCUCUGCUUCCAGCCUCUGAAAGUGGAGAGGCCUUGAGCGACUAUGAGCUGCUCUACUGCUUCCGCCGAGAUUCGGACAAAGUCCAGAACUACUUGAAGAUCCUUAAAUGCAGAAUUGUACCCGAGCACGGCUGCUGAGGAUCACUUUCCUGCACUGCUGGACUGCACUACAUGUGCUCGGUGCACUUCAUAUAUCACGGCGGUUCUUGAUCUUCCACCAGUUAUGUCUACAGCUGAUUCCCAAUGAAGGAUGAAAAGAAGGAGCCUGUUUUUUUUAUUUUAUUUGGAGCCACAGCUUGUUUGUCUUUAUUAGGAUACGGUUAGGCUAUUAAUUGUUCCGAACAUUAAAACAGUUCAUGAAAAAACAAGGUAAAAUAUCAGUUAGAAUAUCGUUACUAAUAGUGGCACACCAUCCAAGUUUAAUAAAUAGCAUUGGAGACUUGCUUCUAUGUUUAUUUUAACUGCAGAUCUUUACAUUUUGCUGAUAUUUUUUGUACACUUACAUUUUUUGUCAUUUACAUUUUUUCUUUUUUGGUAUGUAUUGAAAGGUUCUGUCUUCUGUCGGGGAAAUGAAAAAAAAGGUCUUUGGCACUGAUCCAAAGAACCGUUUUCAGUUACAUCAGUUCAUUUUACAUAAAGAAGGUUGCCAGCUAGGUGCAACAAAGUACGAAAUGAACAAUCACAUAUAUAAUGCUGAGAUUCUGGGAUAUUAUGUGUCUUUCAAUGAUAUCAAUGUUAUUCAGAAUAGGCAACCCAAUUUGCAUUCCAUCUACGAGUCUUGUAUUGGAUUAUCACCAUGGAUGUAGUGCUUAAAUCACUUAAAUCUCUUCAAUUUUCCCUGGUAAAACUUAUGCAGUUCUAAUACGACUUUAGUCACCAUAGUAGUUCAACACUUUGCACCAUCCCUGAGCCACUGUGAAGAAGAAUAUUGAUGAAUAGUGUUUAAAAAAGGGCUGAACAGAACAAAAUCAGUGGAAGACAUGACUGAAA